AUGGCUGGUGUCGAAGGUGCAGAAGCAUCCACAAGCAUCCCAAGUCAGCUUGCAAUUUUAGUUCCGAGUUUCGACCCAUCGAAGGAUGACUUACAGGUGUAUCAGCAGAAGAUACAGUUGGUCUUAGCAGUUUGGCCUCCUGGAAAACUGUCAGAGUUGAUCACACGAUUGAUCUUGAAUACAUCAGGGUCAGCCUUUGCAAAACUCCAGUUACAUCAGGAAGAGCUCUGUGUGAAUGAUUCGAAAGGCGUGAAACGCCUCAUUGAACUCCUUGGAGGGCAUUGGGGCCAAAUUGGCCUUGAGAAAAAGUAUGCCGACGCAGAGAGAGCUUUGUUCCAGUGUACGCAGAAGUCCGACGAGAGUCACGACUCUUUUCUGGCCCGUGCGGACAUUUUGUGGACAAAGCUUAGAACCCAGAAGCUUCAGAUAGAAGAUCUGCAGGCUUACAUCACACUGAGGGGAUCGCUUCUCAGCAGCGAAGAUAAGAAGCGAGUGAUUCUGGAAAGUGAUGCAUCUCUAGAAGGGAAACUCACCAUCGUUCGGGUUCAAGAGGCAAUCAGACUUUUGGGAACCACGUUCUUUCAAGAGAUGACAGGGUUGUCAAAGACUUCAGGUAAGACCAAGGUGUAUGAUCAAGUUCAUGCCGCAUUAGAUGAAACCGAAAACCAAACUGAAGCUGAUGACCCAGCUUUCACUGCCCAGCAUGACGAUGUACCGGAAGAAGAAGUAAUGGAAGCUCUUAUCGCCGAAGGCGAUGAGGAUGCAUGUUUUGUGGCCGAUUUCGAAAGUGCAGCAGCCGACAUACUUCAAGGUGAUCCCGAUCUCUCCUCGGCAUUUUCAGCUUACACUGAGGCCCGGAGGAAGCUGAGUGAAAAAGUGAGAUUUCGAGGUUUCUGGCCAGUUCAGAAAGGUCGGGGAAAAGGAAAGAACAAGGGAAAAGGGAAAUUCAAGAAUCCAUGGUCAGGCCGCAAGAGCUUGCAGCAGAGGAUAUUGGAAAGUAACUGUAGACUGUGUGGACGUAAAGGACAUUGGAAAAGUGAGUGUCCAAUGCGCAGUCAAAGUGCCUCUUCCAGCACCGCAGCCUCUGCCCCAGUGACGCUCUCUGUUGGAGCCCUCGCUUCCAUGGAUGAAGUCAUGCCGCUCGAGUUCAUGAAGUUGCCAGAGGUGGAUCCACCAUCUACCCAGGACAUCCGUAGAUUGAAUCUCGCUUGCGUGCAUCCGCCGUUGACAGCCGUGCCGAGCCCUGUGAAUCUGAGAGAGCAUCCGUCCCACCGGUUCCGAUCCAAAGGUGCCACACCGUUUUUACUCUCCAAUACCCUGUUGAGAGCUCUUGGUGCAGUGGUUGACACCGCCUCAAAUGCCUUGGUCAUGCCUAAACAUGGUACCCAGGUCCAGCUUGCUUUGUCGCCCAAAGGCUUGUACCUGCUUGAUUUAAACAAACUGAUUCAGGCGGGUUGUCAAGAGAAAGAUGCCUCCAGGGUUGCUGAAACUUUUGCACAAGACAGCAUCGCCGAAGAAAGCAAAAUAUCGGAAUCAAUGGGUCGAGAGGAAGAUGUUCAGAAGGUCGUCACAGGUUCAAAGGUAAAAGCCAGCUCGUCAGCCGAAACUCAACAUCACAUGUCAUGCCAAGAGACCGUUUUGAAAUCAACCAACAUGCCGAACAGCAUCAUGUCCACGUCAUGCAAUUCAGAAGAUGAUCAAUCCAAGUUUGUACAGAAUCCGAAAGACCAUCAGCCUCAAAGCAAUCCCGUCGUGUCCCAAGUGAUCGCAUCGUGUGAACGUCAUGAGCGAGUGGACCCACCGUCUCCAGAGGAAGCCAUCGAUCACAUCCCACUGUCAGCUCUGAAAGAAGAGAGAAUGUCAUUUGGCAAAACCCACGUCGGAAAGACCUACAUGGAGGUGUGGAUGUCGAGCCCGGAGUGGACCAAGUGGUUCCUUCAACAUUACGAGUCCAGCAAGAAGUUGUCCCAUCGAAAAAUGAUUCGAUUCAUCAAGUUGAUGAUAGAGGAGACAGCUCGCAUGGGGAAUCUGGAGAAUGCCUUGCACCAGAUCCUGCAGCACUUGGUGCCAGAGCCGGUCGAGACCUUCCCGACGAUGCCCAUCGACGAGGAGACCUGCAAUCUGAAGAAGGCCGAGCCAAGCUGUUCCAGUUGGUUGGAAGGAUCCCUCAUGAUGUCCAUUCCGUACGUGCAGGAAAUUUAUAGGUCGACCUUUUCCGAAUGGUAUCCCCGCCGAUUUGCCAGACGGGUAGCAAGAAUCCUGAUGAAGAAUCAAUAUCCCAAAGAAAAACCUUUCAGCAGUUUGUGCGAUCCAGCAUUGGUGUUGAUUGAUGCAGUCUGUGCAGCCGGUGAAAGGGAAGCCAAGCGCCAGCGAAUGUCUGCCGGCCGUUCCAAGAAAUCUCAGUCUGCAGACAGGCAAUCCGACAGUGAUCAUAUCCACAAGAAAACCAAGACCAUGGGUGAAGAUAAAGACACGUCAUCAAACACCGAAGCAUGUCAGGAACCACCUGAUCAAGCACAUGAAAUCAUGCAGAAGAUCGAAAAAAUACUUCCCAGAGUAGGUCGCAAAGUUUUUGAUCAGCCCGACAUCAAGCAAGCCAUGCAAGAGAUGUUUCCUGAAAAGAUAAUCAAGUGUAUUGUUGCAUGUAAGGGAACGGAACGUGCCUUGGCCCCACCUGAAGGUCUCAACAAAAGGGAAGCACCUUUUCGGCGAGCCAUCAUGAAACUUAGAAGCAAUGGCAGUAUCAUAAUGGAGCCAGAAUGGGAGAAGCAUGACACGUUGUCCCAAAGGAAAAUCGUGCGCAAGUCACUGCCCUGUCGGGUCAAUAUAACUGUCUUUGCAGCCAAUCCCAUCACCACAGCAGCUCCAUCGAUGCCGCCAAAGAGCGAUCCAAAUGUACAGGCUGAAGCAUCUCGGCUAGAUGCAGGUGUCUCAUCCGAAACUGUUCCAGCAACCCAGGAAAAGCAUGAGACGCAGGAACCCGAGAGUAAUCCGUUGGUUGCACCAUCCUCUGAAGAAAGUGAUGAGAUAAUCGAAAGGGAUCCAGCAGUUUCCCAAAUCUCGCAAGAGACACCAACAUCAGCAGUACAUGGUCCAAGAUUCAUGGCCUUGCCGAAGGAAGAACAGGCAAUGAUCAAGCGAGCCCAUCAGAAUCUCUGCCACCCGAGCCCAGAACAAUUCAGUGCACUUUUGCGCCAGCAGGGAGCUCGAACUGAACUCCAGCAGGCAGUGUUCGACUUGUCAUGCCCGGUAUGUGCCACCAUGAAGAAACCAAAGAUUGCCCGACCAAGCACGGUAAAACAUGAAUUGGACUUCAACGAUAAAAUCUUUGUAGAUGGAAUCACUUGGACAAACAAGUCAGGGAGAAACUUUCAUUUUUACCACAUCAUUGAUCAGGCAACCAAUUACCAUGUGGCAGUUCCAGCACCGAGCAGAACCACCGAAAAUGCCAUCAGGUGUUUGUCCGAGGCAUGGCUCAUGUGGGCAGGGGCACCGAACAUGAAAGUAACAGACUCUGCAACGGAAUUUCUCAGUGAAGCCUUUCAGAAUUUUCUUCAACGUCACGACAUAAAGCCCGUGACCACUGCACCGUAUGCCCACUGGCAGAAUGGCCGGUGUGAACGCCAUGGCGACAUCCUUCAGCACAUGUUAUCCAAAGUAGAUCUUGAGUAUCCAGUAGAGACCUAUGAAGACUUGCUGCAAGCCCUGUUGCAAUGUACCAACGCGAAAAACACUUUGAGUAUUCGUAGAGGGUAUUCCCCAGAAACACUAGUGUUUGGAAAAUGCUCAAAACUACCUGGAUCCCUUUGCAGUUCUGAAGGAUUUUCCUCUUUGGCAAGUGCAGACCGCGAAGAUGCCACAGGCAUUGCUUUCAGGAGGAGUUUGGCAUUGCGUGAGAAAGCUCGUACUGCCUUUCACCAGGCAGACAAUGACAUGGCACUCCGACGUGCAUGCCUGAGACGGUCUCGUCCCAAGCGAGACGCCUAUGAAGGGGAUGAGUUGGUAACGACACACCUCCUAUGUGUUGAAGAUGAAGUCAUGGUUGUGGAUCCAAUUGAGGAACCCUGUGCGUGGCGCUGUGAACUGGAACUCCCGAAUGCCUUGUGCUCCAAAGACCUCGAGUCCUGGUCACCAGAUGACAUCCUUCUGGCCACCACCGAAAAGAAACAACGCACAGAGGACGAAAUAUGCAAGCUUGACAAGUCAGCGUAUGGACUUAUCGAUGCACCAUUUUUGUGGUUCAAGACCCUACAUGAUGAAUUGCUGUCCCUGGGGUUCAUUGCAUCUCCAUUUGAUCCGUGCGUUUUCUUGCUGAAGAAUCCAAAUGCACCAGUGACCGACACUGAACGACAUCUCCUGCGUGGCCUGAUCGGCUCGUUGCAGUAUGCUGCGGUCCACACUCGACCGGAUUUGGCAAGUUCUUUGAGUUUUCUUCAAUCAGACAUUAACAAGGUAACCAAAGGGGCUGUCUCAUGCAGGCACGUGGCUCAGGAAGCCAUUGGUUUUUCAGGAAGAGAGGCGGGUGGGAAAAGCCUUGACGCCAUAGAACUGGCAUUGGCCGUGGACGGCCGUUAG
This is a messenger RNA of Cladocopium goreaui, 4575 nucleotides long. The record is from the annotation of a GenBank genome assembly. Lineage: Eukaryota; Dinophyceae; Suessiales; Symbiodiniaceae.